Messenger RNA from Cyphomyrmex costatus, 1617 nucleotides. Its product is annotated as integumentary mucin C.1. Lineage: Eukaryota; Metazoa; Arthropoda; Insecta; Hymenoptera; Formicidae. Bases 109 to 681 code for a protein of 190 amino acids. Gene Ontology annotation, cellular component: cytoplasmic vesicle. The transcript is spliced from 3 exons. The record is from RefSeq and is a predicted model, not a curated record.
AACGAUCAGUUCGGCGGGAUACAGUGGUAGUGCGUGUUGUGUUUUAUUGUCGCCGCGCAAUCUGUGCAUUUUGAAAGGAACGAGAAAUUUCCCUACGAUUUUCGAAAAAUGAAGUCCGCUUAUUUGAUCUGCGCGUUACUGUGCGUAACGCUGGUGCGGGCCAACGACGUGCAAGAUGGAACUACAUCGGAGUCUCUGAACACUACGGCUAUACCCACUACUACUGUUAUCACUACUGCGAACAAAAUUAUUCCUACUACUAAUGGUACUAUUCCUUCUAAUGGUACUACUCCUUCUAAUGUUACUACUCCUUCUAAUGUUACUACUACUAGUGUCCCUAUCACCACCACCACCAAUGUCACCACUACCCCUGCUACUACUGUUACUUCUCCUCUUACUACUACUACUACCAUUAUUACUACUGUUAAACCUACAACUACUACUACACCAACAAGUACAACAUCGAAAACAACCAGCCAGGCCCCAACAUCUCCACCGACUACAACCACUACUACAGCUCCAACAAAGACAACAGCUGUACCACCGUCAUCUAAGGAUCGCCAAUUUGAUGGUCUAAGCUUCUUUGGUGGUAUUAUCCUUACUACCUGUUUGAUGGCAAUCGCUGCGUUCUCAUGGAAGUUCUAUAGGCAGUGCAAGGAAGGGAACUACCGUACACUGUGAUAACGUGCAAGGCGCUAUAUAACAAACUUUCGUCAAGUAAACAGUUAAUUGAAUUAAGAACUAUGAAUAAUUAUUUUAUCGUAAUAAUAUUGCGUAUUUUUAUAACGCAGUCAAAGUGUUGCGUGGUUAAGUGCUCUUAGUAAUGUGAUGUACAACCACGUUCCGUUUUUCUCGAUACAUAUAUGUAAUAAAGAGGGAGGGGGUCAUGAGUAUUCAUAUGUAUUGGAAACAACAUUGUAUGUAUAUGCGUCAUUUUACUAAUAGACGAGAGAUUGUGACGAUUACAUGUUGUAAGUAGAAGCAGUAGAUGAUAUGAAGAAGGGGAGAUGUGGGCGCAUUGACAAAAACCAAUGACCAAUCAAAUGUACAUUCCAUAAGAGAGAAAAAAAGGAUAUCAUAGUUCUUUAUUAUUCUUUUUAGCUUUCGCUCAAACUCUGAAACUGUUAGCAAGCUGUAUCUUUAAUCUAUGAUCGUAUACAUUCCGCAGUACAGUUACGUAAGAUCUGACUUUUCUAUGAGAGGAGAGAGAGAGAAGAGAAAGUAUUAAACUUAAGAAACAUUGAGUUCGACGUAGGUAUUUUAGCGUGGAAACGCUAUGCCAAAGCGAAACAAAUCUUUCAAAUAUUUGAAUCUCAAACUGACGUAUAAAUUACAUCGACGCGUCUGAGACGCACUAUAUAAUAUAAAUACUUAAAGCUGGUUAUUGGCUGUUAUUAAAAAUAUUAAUAGUUUUACGGUACACAAUAUAUGGUAUGCUAUUAACUCUCUCCUAUCCUUAUCACUAUGGUCUUGUUCUACAAUAUUUUUCGACAAAAUCUGAGCAACGCGUGGAUAUUCGUAUAAACAUUUAAGACUUCAUUCAAGUAAAAGUUCCUUUUUUAAAUUAGAUUUUGCAUUUUUUUACGUAUUUUUUAUUUACUCGCCUAAAUUUAUAUU